UUCUUCUUCUUCUAGAGAGAGAGAGAACCAAAAAAUAAAACAAAGAGCUUUGAGCCCGGAUCUUGAUUAUGGCAAGCGGGUGGGUCAAAUCUUUACAAUGCAAGUCUAAAGCUUUCGACGAUGUUUACAAUCCGAUAAAAAACCCAAACCCGAAUCCGAACCCGAGUCCGAAACAUCUCAUGUCUAGUUACAGUUGCAGAAGAAGCACACAGAGUCUUAAAGACGUGGUCGAAACCAAGAAACCCAAACCAAAACCGAAGAAACCCAAUCCAAAACCGGAUAAACGAGAACCAGACCCGGUUCUCUCACCUUCGCCCCGGAUUCGAUCGACCGGAGCACGUGAUCGUGACCCGCUUCUUCCGACAUUGACGGAGCUCGCGGAGGGUCAUCAGUCACGUAAUGUGGUGGAGAUUAUUUUCCAGACGAGUUGGGGUCCGAAACCGUUUUCGGGUCGGGUCGAAAUGAUAUUCAAAGUUCAAAACGGGUCAAAGACUCUGACCCGGUUCGAGGAGUAUCGAGAAGCGGUAAAAGCAAGAAGCGUCGGGAAAGCGCGUGAAGAGAACGCGCGUUCUGUUGCAGACGGGAACGAGACGAUGAGGUUUUACUGUUUGGGUCCGAGUCACGGCGGAGGUGGCGGCGCGUGGGGCUUAUUAGGUGGUAAAGGCGGUGGCGCGUCGAUUUAUACGUUCGCCGGAAGUAGUACGGCGAAUGAGAAAGCUGGCGGUGGGAAAGGGAGGAAGGCGAUGUUGGUUUGUCGGGUCAUAGCGGGUCGGGUCACGAAGCAAAGGGAGUUAAGGUAUGACUCGGAUGUGAGAUCACGGUUUGACUCAGUGAGUGGUGACGACGGCGAGUUGCUCGUGUUUGAUACACGUGCGGUGUUGCCUUGUUUUCUCAUAAUCUACCGAUUGUAAAAAUUUCAAAACCUAUUUUUAUUUUUCUAACUUUUUUGACAUUGUAAUUUCAUUUAUCAACGCAA
This is a messenger RNA of Capsella rubella, 976 nucleotides long. RefSeq lists its product as uncharacterized. The transcript has a single exon. The record is from RefSeq and is a predicted model, not a curated record. Lineage: Eukaryota; Viridiplantae; Streptophyta; Magnoliopsida; Brassicales; Brassicaceae. The coding region runs from base 69 to 911 and encodes 280 amino acids.